This is a messenger RNA of Toxotes jaculatrix (banded archerfish), 2574 nucleotides long. RefSeq names its product X-prolyl aminopeptidase (aminopeptidase P) 2, membrane-bound (gene xpnpep2). The coding region runs from base 157 to 2175 and encodes 672 amino acids. Lineage: Eukaryota; Metazoa; Chordata; Actinopteri; Toxotidae. The transcript has 21 exons. The record is from RefSeq and is a predicted model, not a curated record. Gene Ontology annotation, molecular function: metalloaminopeptidase activity.
AGGGAGGGAGAGAGAGGACAGUCAUGCACUUACUAGGAGACACCCACACACAAUUUCUCACCAGACACCCACACACACUUUCUCACAUACGCUGCAUACACAUCGGAGCACCUGUUUUGUAGCCACUCUGUGUGUGGAUCUGUUCGUGACACCAAGAUGCCUUCCUGUGGCUGGUUGCUGGCUCUGUCUCUGGCAGCACUGGCAGGAAACACUAUUGGUGCUGUUGCUGAGAGGACUGAGAGGAACUGCACUCUGUCACCGCCGUACCUCCCAAGCACAGCAGUAAAUACCACUCUCCAGCUGCAGGAGUUACGAGAGCGAAUGCUUCCCCUGAAUAUCUCUGCCUACGUUAUCCCUGGCACUGAUGCUCACCUGAGUGAGUACAUUGCACCACGUGAUGCCAGGAUGGCCUUUAUGACCGGCUUUACUGGCUCUGCAGGCACUGCUGUAGUUACUCAGACCAAGGCCGCUCUGUGGACAGACAGCCGCUACUGGGUUCAAGCGGAGAGACAGAUGGACUGCAACUGGGAGCUGGAAAAAGAUGUGUCCAUCAGCAGUGUGGCAGAGUGGCUCAUCUCUGAGGUCCCACCGAGCGGCCAGAUCGGCUUUGAUCCCUUCCUCUUCUCCCUCAAAACACAGGAGGACUACGACGUCAAUCUGGAGUCAAGCAAUCGCAGCCUCAAGUCUAUCCCUGCUAACCUGGUUGACCAAGUGUGGAAGAAAAGACCGGCCAUCCCAUCUGACAACCUCACGCGCCUGCCAGACAGAGUCAUACAAAGGUCCUGGCAGAUGAAAGUGGACCUCAUACGGAAUCAGAUGAGGGACAAUCCAUACCAACCCACAGCUCUUCUGCUGUCAGCGCUGGAUGAAACAGCCUGGCUGUUUAAUCUGCGCGGCAAUGACAUCCCAUACAACCCCUUCUUCUACUCCUACACACUGCUCACAAUGGAUAAGAUCUGGCUCUUUCUUCACACGGACAGAGUGACAGAGGAUUUGAGGGUGUACCUGAACGCCUCCUGUGACGGGUCCCACUGUGUGCAGCUAAAAAGCUACGACACUGUUCUGGAUCAUUUAAAGAACUAUGUGGCGCAGCCUGGGGUUAAAGUAUGGAUCGGCACAGAGUACACAAACUACGCACUUUAUGAGAUCAUUACACCAGAGGACAAACUCAUGACAAGCUCCUACUCUCCUGUGUUGACGACUAAAGCCAUAAAAGAUGAGACUGAGCAGCGAAUCCUGAGAGAUGCUCAUGUGAGGGAUGCCAUCGCAGUCAUCCAGCUGCUGAUGUGGCUGGAGAAGGCUGUGCCUGAGGGGAAGGAGACUGAGCUGACUGCUUCAGAAUACGUCAAUAAGUGUCGCAGCAAACAGAAGGACAGCAGAGGCCCAAGCUUUGAAACUAUCUCUGCAAGUGGUCCCAAUGCUGCUCUUGCCCACUACAGCCCAACAGAAGAAACCAGCAGGAGGUUGACAGUUGAUGAGAUGUACCUGGUCGACUCUGGUGGCCAGUAUCUAGAUGGGACCACUGACAUCACUCGGACAGUUCACUGGGGAACCCCCACUGCAAUGCAAAAGGAGGCCUUCACUCGAGUGCUCAUGGGAAACAUAGAGAUAUCUCGAACUAUAUUUCCCUCUGGGACAAGAGGUGUAAACAUGGAGAUGCUGGGUCGCCGGGCAUUGUGGGAGGUGGGCCUGAACUAUGGCCACGGCACCGGUCAUGGUGUUGGAAACUACUUUGGAGUUCAUGAGUGGCCAGUUGGCUUUCAGGGCAACAACAUUCCCUUCAGAGCAGGCAUGUUCACAUCUAUAGAGCCUGGAUAUUACAAGGAGAACGACUUUGGGAUCCGGAUUGAAGAUGUUGUUGUGGUCAUACCCAUCCAAACAAAGUAUGGUCACAACUUUCUGACCUUUGACACAGUGUCACUGGUUCCAUAUGACAGAAAGCUGAUUGACACGUCUCUCCUCAGCUCAGAACAGCUUCAGUGGCUAAAUAAAUACUACGAGACCAUCCGGAAGCUGGUGGGUCCAGAACUGGACAAGCAGGGACUACGUGAGGAGAAGGACUGGAUGCUCAGAAACACCGAGCCCUUCAUGGUGUCUGGAUCCUCUGCGUCCGUCUCCUCCUCCUCACUGACCCUCAUCGCUCUGGCCUUCGCUCUCCUCCACAACAUCAUCUGAGCAUCUCCAUCUUUCUUGCACUCACUCCAUUCACAGCAGACUUGCACACUAAUGUUACCCCUAUGCAGUCUCUACUGAGCAGCUAUACCAGGCAUACCAGCAUUUUUUUUUUUUAAUUAAAGGAUAUAUUUGUUUAAUAAUUUAACUGUGUGAAUAAAUGUCUGAUAUUGUGCUGUUCAAAGUUUAGAAAUUAUCUUUUGUGUGAUUUUUUUUUUUAUUGAUGUUUUAGCUUUUUGGUUUUUAAACUGGUCAUUUGUAUGACCAGCUUAUAUAAUUUCUAUUUUAUUAAAGUAACACACUUUAAAACAGAGGGGUGUACUUGGGUCAUGAAUCUGAUCGCACAAAAUCAUAAAAGACUUGAAACUAAACUUUGACUUCUAUAUCACUGCAUCCCAGUGA